Messenger RNA from Hevea brasiliensis (rubber tree), 1590 nucleotides. RefSeq names its product serine/threonine-protein phosphatase PP-X isozyme 2. Gene Ontology annotation, cellular component: cytoplasm; nucleus. Gene Ontology annotation, biological process: peptidyl-serine dephosphorylation; double-strand break repair via homologous recombination. The record is from RefSeq and is a predicted model, not a curated record. Bases 146 to 1063 code for a protein of 305 amino acids. The transcript is spliced from 8 exons. NCBI's taxonomy places the organism in Eukaryota, Viridiplantae, Streptophyta, Magnoliopsida, Malpighiales, Euphorbiaceae. Gene Ontology annotation, molecular function: protein serine/threonine phosphatase activity.
AAUAAGACAAAACUAGUGGAGAAAAUGCUUAAAGCGGUAGAUGCAGAGCUACUGUGAUUCAAAGAGAGACAGUCACAGAGAUAUUACAAAUUUGCAAUCCUGUAAUUUUUAGGGUUUUAGACGGAAACGAGAGAGGGGCAGGGAGAUGUCUGACCUAGAUAGGCAAAUAGAGCAGCUAAAGAAAUGCGAGCCAUUGAAGGAAUCGGAAGUGAAGGCUCUUUGCCUCAAAGCCAUGGAAAUCCUUGUCGAAGAGAGCAACGUGCAACGCGUCGAUGCCCCUGUCACUAUAUGUGGAGAUAUCCAUGGGCAGUUCUAUGACAUGAAAGAGCUUUUCAAAGUAGGAGGGGAUUGCCCAAAGACUAAUUACUUGUUUCUUGGAGAUUUUGUUGACAGAGGAUUUUACUCUGUUGAAACAUUUCUGCUUCUACUAGCUCUUAAGGUGAGAUAUCCAGAUCGGAUAACCCUCAUUAGAGGGAACCAUGAGAGCCGUCAGAUAACACAGGUGUAUGGAUUUUAUGAUGAGUGCCUACGAAAAUAUGGUUCUGUGAAUGUUUGGCGAUAUUGCACUGAUAUAUUUGAUUACUUAAGUUUGUCAGCUCUCAUUGAGAAUCGGAUUUUUAGUGUUCAUGGUGGUCUGUCUCCUGCCAUAUCAACAUUGGAUCAGAUUCGAACAAUUGAUAGAAAGCAAGAAGUACCUCAUGACGGUGCCAUGUGUGAUCUUCUCUGGUCAGAUCCUGAAGAUAUUGUGGAUGGUUGGGGUUUGAGUCCACGUGGUGCUGGUUUUUUAUUUGGUGGCAGUGUGGUCACUUCUUUCAACCACUCGAACAACAUUGACUAUAUAUGCCGUGCUCAUCAAUUGGUAAUGGAAGGAUACAAAUGGAUGUUUAAUAACCAAAUAGUUACUGUCUGGUCGGCUCCAAACUACUGUUACAGAUGUGGUAAUGUGGCUGCAAUCCUCGAGUUGGAUGAGAACCUUCACAAGCGGUUUCGUGUGUUUGAUGCAGCUCCACAGGAAUCAAGAGGCACACCUGCCAAAAAACCUGCACCCGAUUAUUUCUUGUGAUGCAAUUGGCGAGAAGCCUUUUAUUAUUAGAUACGAGUGAAUUGAUGACAAAGAAAGAUCUACAGUAGCAUGGUGAAGAAAAUCAGGAGCAAUACCAGAAGAGCCAAUGGAGAGGUUACCUAGUAACCAGGAAGAGUUAUGCUUUCGGGUUUUUUUUAUACAUUUAGAUUAUUAGGGUUUGCUUUUUUGUAUUCCCAUUUCCACCACCAUUGAUUUCUGUAUGUGUAAUAGUAUUGUAUAUCAUGCAUUGUGCGGGUGAAUCAUGGAAUUGUAGAACAUCUAUCCUUCCUCAAUUUGGGUGGAGAUGAAUGGGUCAUGCAGAAGGAGAUAGUUUCGUUUUAUUUUCAUGGAAAAGAUUAGGUUAGGUACGGUGAAGGGGAAGCAAAAGAGGUAUAAGCCAUCAAAUUAGUUGUUUGCCCUUUCGUACGAUAAGAGUUAUGAUUUACUUUCUUUUUUUUUUUUGAGUGGUGUCAUGCUACCGUUAACAAGAUGACAAGAUUGAAGCACAGAUUCAUUUCUUUUGUGCA